CUCACGUCAGCGCUUUCACCGGGCCAUUCCGUGAUCUGCUCAUGUCAGCGCCAUGUGAUGAGCUGCCACAGUGAGCAGUUGGAUGAAGUGGAAGCGUUGCAAGCCAUUUAUCACGAGGAUGUCGAAAUCCUUUGUGAUGAUGAGGGCUCAGUGUCCUUGGUGGUGCACAUCCACCCGGACUUGGCCCAGAAGCUUCUGCUGCGUGUGGAGGUUACCGCUGAGACCCCGGUGACCGAGGGCGAUCCCAAAGGCGGCUAUGCCGAGGCACCCAAUGUCAUGGAGAUGGCCCGCCGCAAGGUGGCUGGUUCUGCAGCUCCGGCGAAGCCCGCACUGGCGCGGAGUGAAAGUGGGCAGCACGUGUCGCACGCUGAAGCAGAGCUGCAGCAUUUGCCUCCCUUGCGUUUGCAGCUGAAACUGCCCGCAGACUAUCCUUCAAGCUCGCCACCCACCUUCCAGCUCGCCAGCUCCUGGUUGGACGUCGACGUCCUCUCGGUCCUGUGUGAGAGCCUAGAUCAGAAAUGGCUCGAAGCAGAAGGCUCUCCGAUCAUCUUCACCUGGGCGGAAGCCUUGCGCUAUGAAGUCCCUGAAGCCAUCGGCACCGGCCCUGUGGUGCUGAGGGCGCCAGGUGACGGAUCCGACCAGCGAGCACGGUCAGAAUGCACGAGCGAGCCCAUGCAAACCUUACUGGAUCUUCUUCUCUACGACAAGUGUCGUGGCCUUGACCUGUGGAAACAGCAGCAGCAUCUGUGCAAUAUUUGCUUCUCCGAGCAGCCUGGGUCACAAUUCAUUCACCUGGGUGAAUGCUCCCAUGCAUUCUGCAGGACGUGUGUCACAGCCAUGGCCAGCUUGCACGUGACCGAGGGCUCCAUCGCAGAGUUGCUUUGCCCGGAGCCCUCCUGCCGCGCAGAUUUCUCCUCACAGGCGCUGGCGGAGGUCCUGGAGGAAGAGCAGUACGAACGUUGGCAUGGCCUGAAGCUGCAACGGGUCCUGGUGUCGGAGUUGGAGGGGGUGGUGUUUUGCCCUCGCUGCGAAGAGGGGGGCCGCGAGACACCCGUGCUGCCCGACGAAGCCGUCGAGAACGAGCCGCCAGUGGCGCGGUGCGGGCGCUGUGAGUAUGUCUUCUGCAGCAAGUGCUCCGGGCUCUACCAUGGCCGCGAUCCCUGCUUGCACCCAGAGGAGCGCGCACAGCAGGCGGCCAUGCGGCGGCUGCAGGGUGCCUGCGGAGUGGCUGAGAAGCGGAAACUGCAGAGGGAGGCCACGAAGGGCUACCUCGUGUGCGUCAGCGAGGGAGAAGACCUACCUUUGAUUGAUGCUGCGGGCUAUGCCACUGAGGAUCAGGACCCCAUCCUCGCUGGCGAUUCCGUGAAGGCGGUCCAUGCCGGUGUCCCCGAGCGGAUCACGGCGAGCACCCUGUGGGAAGCUCAGCGGGACAACAUCUGCAACCUGGGGCAAGUGCUCUUGGAAUCGCCCAGGCCCAUCAGCAUUCGCUUUCGCCGGGGCAACGCCACCCAAGCGGCGAAUCGACUGAAGGAGCGGCGGCUGAUGGAAGAGCUCUUGACACUCAAGGAGAUUGCCCGCGAGUCGCAAGUGUGCCCUAACUGCCACGUCCGGGUGCAGCGCAGCGCUGGGUGCAAUCACAUGACGUGCACCCGGUGCAGAACCCACUUCUGCUACAGAUGUGGGAAGAAGUUGGACCCCGAAAUGCCCUACAACCACUUUAGCGCCACCGGCUGCACCACCUUCGACACCGAGGAGGUGCGACGCAUGGCCAUGCAACAGCGAGACCGCCAGGGACAAGGCUUCAUCGAUGUGGAGCUGGAGCGGCUGCGGGAGGAGUUUGGGGAGCAGAGGGACCUCUUCGCCCAGUUCGAACGGCAGCGGCCCGGGGUGAGGCCCGAACGAGCGGUGCGCCUGGGCCGGCGGAACAUCGCGGAUCGUUUGCGGAACGGCGAGGUGCAGUGCCCGAGCUGCGGGCAAUGGAACGGCUGCUUGGAGUAAGGAAGGAUAUGAGGAAGGGUGAAAAGAGCUUUGGGCAUCAGAUGGGUGAUGGGUAGGUGGGAUAUCAGAUGGGAUCAGAUGAGUAGAUGGCAUGAUUGUAGUAUGGAUCCCUUUUUCAAACUAGCUUGUGGGCGUGUGCAGUCCACUAGUGCUUUGAACAGAAACAAGCUUGAGCAUGAAAUUGCUUUUAAACAUCAGAACGGCAAACCUGGC
Molecule: messenger RNA, 2211 nt
Organism: Durusdinium trenchii
Lineage: Eukaryota; Dinophyceae; Suessiales; Symbiodiniaceae
Source: the annotation of a GenBank genome assembly